Exophiala oligosperma is the source of this 2257-nucleotide messenger RNA. RefSeq lists its product as uncharacterized. Bases 596 to 1507 code for a protein of 303 amino acids. The record is from RefSeq and is a predicted model, not a curated record. The transcript is spliced from 4 exons. Gene Ontology annotation, molecular function: protein binding. Lineage: Eukaryota; Fungi; Ascomycota; Eurotiomycetes; Chaetothyriales; Herpotrichiellaceae.
GCAGGCGUGUUUAGGGUUGAAUCCCCUGCCCUGGGCGCCCUUUUUUCCCUCGUACAGGUGGGUGGGUUGGCCUCCGUCCUCUCUCGCAUCCAGUCGCACCAGUCUGCGUCUCUUUCCGUGCCAGACUUUCUCGCUCCCAUUAUUCCCAGUCCUGUUCCUCCUCCUGAAUACGAAUCCUCAUUCCUCAAACCCUUCAACCUCCAUAUCCACGCUCUUUCAGGCACCACUAUUUGUCAAACAACACACUUUUUUCUUUAUUCUUGUCGAUCGUUACCACUCUCUUUGUCGUCAUUCUACGCCUCUUCUACCUUGGAUCGGCGACUGUGUCGUUGGCAUCUUUAUUUCCUUAGCUGACUCCAAAGAAAGUCGACUUCGACCAGCCAGCCCACGCCCUCACAGACAGCACUGCACACGGACACAGCCCUCCAGCGCCCGGUCCUCGCGCCACCCAGCCUGCGCCUAGCCAUCACCAAACCUCGUCCUAGUCUUCUUCGAUCAACACUCUUCUUUACUUCUCGAACCUAUCUUGACAAAGAAACAAAAGUACCUAGUGUAAUCGACCGCGACGAGAAACCGCCGACCUCGUCGACCCUUCAUGCCCUCCUACGGAUCACUGCAUUCUCCCUCCUUGAAGAAACACAACAUGUUGGAAGCUCGAAGAGGAGGCAGAAUCGACUUCGGUCAUAUCAUUGGCGACCCUUUUGCGCUGGCCACGAUUUCCAUCAGCUUGCUCGCUUGGCUCAUUGCCUUCAUUUCCUCCAUAAUUGCGAACGUGCAAGAUCCGUUCCCAAAAUAUGCUUGGUGGACGGUUGCCUACAUGUUGUGCUGCAUCCUAGGUGUCGCGUUUGUCUUCGCAACGAACUCCAGCAAUAUCUAUAGCAUGGCUGUUGUUGGAUAUCUCGCAGCUGGUCUCGUCAUGACGACCUCGGCCGUCAACUCGCUCGUCUAUCAGCCUCAAGGUGCCAUGGAAGCUGCAGCUGCAGGCCACAUCUUGCUUUCAAUGGUAGCUAUCAUUUGGAUAUUCUAUUUCGGCUCCGCGCCUCAAGCCGCCCACCGCGAAUUCAUUGACCAAUUUGCUCUGCAUAAAGAGGCGAAUGGGUUCCGAGGCCCUGCUCAGAACAUGACGAAUGCUUAUGACCGCCCACAGACGACAGCAUCGGCACAGCCGCCUCAGAUGUACACGUCCGCCCAGUUGAAUGGCUUUGAGACAUCAUCCCCAGUGUCAGGAUACCCUGGCGGACCGGCAGGCGCAACGCGAGCUUCAGCACAACCCAUGAACACGAGCAGCACCCCUGCUCCAACAUCCGAAGUCGCGCCUCCAACGGAAUACCCCUACCGUGCAAAGGCCAUCUAUAGCUACGAAGCCAACCCAGACGACGCCAAUGAGAUCAGCUUCAGCAAACACGAAAUCCUCGAGGUCUCGGAUGUCAGUGGAAGAUGGUGGCAGGCAAAGAAAGAGAAUGGCGAAACAGGCAUAGCCCCUAGCAAUUACUUGAUCCUGUUAUGAGGUCAUGCAUGUCGACUUUGAAACACUUCUUACAAGAGAUGGACACGACAGGUGUCGGGCACCAUAAUGCAGGACCCUGCACCUUCUAACGACUUCCUUUGAUGAUAUUGCACUUCUCUUCUUUUGCACAAGGUCUUCCCGAAAUAAGUCACCCCUGUUGCUUUGUUGUGUUCCGACAUGUCUGGAUUCACCUCCACCGCGACGAGAUACAACGAUGCUGGGGGGCCGCCAUAUUAGGCAGGGACAGCAUUGAUUAUUUCCUUUUCUGGCUGAACUACGAUGAAAUGGGUGUGAAAUUAUCCAUGGACCUGUACAGGCGUCCCGGCGCAGCCAAGCCGGCGGCAGGCAGGCAGGCAUGGUUUUGUUUGAGGUUACACAGGUUACUGUCGGAGUGAUUAAGCGGGUUUUUCUUGGUUGCUUCGGGUUUGGGCAUCUCCUCGUCUCCGCUUCUUCUAUCCAGGAGAUCAUCACGGCAACAGUGUAGCAAUGAUUCAGAUUGUUUCCAGGAGCUGGAUUUGGUCCCUUUGGAAAUAUGCGCUUCUCGUGGGAGCAGCUUCUAGGGAGGUCUAUCGUGCGGAGCAGUCCGAACAAGGUACACACAGGCGGUAUCUAAUGGAGUUUCAGUUGGAUGAAGGCACUUGAAGGUCGAAUAUGCUAUGAUAGUUGAAUCAUGGGUUUUGAGAAUCGAGUCAUACAGAGAGAACAAAAGCAGAAUACAAAGAUCAAAUCAGCAAUGGAUUUCAAACUGAA